Dentiscutata erythropus is the source of this 693-nucleotide messenger RNA. Lineage: Eukaryota; Fungi; Glomeromycota; Glomeromycetes; Diversisporales; Gigasporaceae. The record is from the annotation of a GenBank genome assembly.
AUGUCAGAAAGUCCAGAAAGAAUGCCAGCUUACAACUAUUAUCGAAACAUGUGGUGGGAUAAGGGAGAAUUUAACGAAAAAGCGAGAUGGGAUGAAAAUUAUGAAGAACAUGUAGAAAAGUUAGCAUCCAUAGAUGCUGGGAAUGGUCGAAUGAUUGUUGGACAAAUAAUGGUUGCUUUUCAAAAUCUAGAAGGAACACCAGCUGAGAUUUAUAGUAUUGGCUCUACUGAUACAUGUGAUAAAAACUGUGGAAAAGUAACUGAUGCUUUAUUUCAUCCAAUAAAACCAGCCGAUCGUCCGUGGCCAAAUUUGGUUGUGGAAGUAGCCUAUAUUGAACCAUUAGAUCACGUUGAAGAAACUUUAAAAUAUUGGUUAAGUCCUGAUUGUGCCCAUGACUUUAUUAUUGUUAAAAUCGAUCCUGUUCCCAAAGGCCAAGCUUGGUAUUAUUGUAUAGAAGACAGAAGGACAAGAAAUACAUUUCCAUAUAGAACUUCAUUUGAAUUUGGUAUGCAAGAUGGUACAGGAGCUCCGUUAAAUAUUUUGCAAGAUCAAUGCGUCAUUAACAUAUCAUUACGCUGUUUUUAUUAUAAUUUAAAGCCUCCUGCCCAAAUCCCUCUAAAUUUUAAUGAUUCCAUCCAACUGGACUUUUACUUUGUUCAUCGAGCAAUCAUUCUAACAUAUGGCAUUCAUUAG